AUGGCAUUGUUCGGACACCAGAAUGACGCUGGCGACGCGGGCCUGGCAGCCUGUGCCAAGGGCAGAAGCCCUGGUCUCGGCGACGUCGUGCUGCUGAUUGGUCAUAUCAGGGGCCGGGAGGCAGAUGCAUUCAUCAAACUCAAUCGUGAGCACCUCUGGAAUCGGCCUGUCCGCAAUGAAUCGCAAGGUACCGACUACGAUUUUGACGAUGAGCGGCCGGAACCAUGGCGUGGAAAGAUGCUUAAAGGUAUUUCGCUCGAUGGUCCAAUAUUGUGUCAUUCCUAUCUUAAGCCACCAAAACGAUCGGUGGGCUGGGGCCACGGCGCAGAGACAAAUACCUCAAUGGAAAAGGGUGACAGGCCGCGCGACUUCAUGUAUCCCCACAAUGCUGUCAGUGGCAUCAGCAGCUCAAUGUUUCUCACCGACCUCUGGCCUGGCCCCGAUAGGAUGCCUACCCCAAGAGUCACCUCAUACACGCGCGAAGUCCCCAUGCGCUUCGAGAAGGGGUCUAGCACAUUCAGGCGAUGGAACGGCCAGAGUGUGACUCUGGACAAGCCGACCAAGAUAUAUCUCAUAGAUAAUGAUCCCGACUGUCUGAACUUUUGGGCGUGGACACCUACCCUUGACCAGGCGGACCAGAAGGUUUUCAUGGAACACGCGAAUGACUUUUAUGCUCGCAGAAAUCGCUUCGACGAGGAAGACUUUCCGAGCAUUAAAUCCGCUGGUGGGUCUACCAGGGCCCCGUCGCGUGCGGGCUUUGAGACACGGAUAGGUCUGAGUGGCACGGAAUAUCAGCUGGACGGCCCAAAGAUAACGCAAGGAGGUUUCAGAGAUGUGUAUCCUGUCAAAAUAAUCGGUCAACUUCGAUGCGCCCUCAUAAUGGCAGAGCAGACCGCCAUUCAGAAACGAGUGGCCGAGAUGCUAGAAAAAGAGCCCGAAGAGCUCCGAGCCAACCCCCCGGAACUGGAGCUGGUUACAAAGAUGAUCAGACUAGGGGGAGACGACAGUCAGUCAGAGCGGGAACAUAGCGAAAUGCUGGAAGAUGAAGCCAAGUUUGUACAGAAUCACCAGCACAUCCACAUCAACCAAAUUCUCGAUAUAGCCUACAAGCACGGAAGUGAAACGUGGUUGAUCGAAGUACGCCAGAAAUACUGUCUCAACGACGAGGUGUUACCCCUUCCAAUCAACAAGCUGGACACGGCCAGGCAACUCAUUUGCGGCUUAAAGCACUGUCACGACCACGCCUUUAUGAAUCGUGACGUCAAACCUGCGAACGUGCUGCUGCAGCUCCUAGAGUUCGGCACCAAGGACUGUGACCUGUACCGAUGGGUCAUCAAAUUCACUGAUUGGGGCACGGUGGCGUCUACUGACCACCAGGUGAGGGGCAGGGUCGGGUCGCCAUGGUAUUGCGCGCCUGAGGUUCUGGAUGGCAAGAUCUACAACGCGAAGGCCGACGUCUUUUCUCUCGGCGUCUUGCUUUUGUGUAUGUUUGCGAACUACAACCCCAACCGCAAGCGAUCCGGCUGGCACCCGUGCUCAUCCUCCGAAGUAGAAUUGUGGAUGAGAGAAGAAGUUGACCAAGUCAUCGAGGAAAAUUGCCCUCCGAUAUUCUGGGUUCUUCUCAGGGGAAUGCUACUAAGAGACCCCAAGGCGCGGUGGUCGUUGGAUAAGUGCUGGGCUUUCGUGCUAGAAGUGGACGAAAGCCAAAGCAGCAGUGAAUGCCCCUCGAUCGCUCUGAGUUUACCUUGGACAACACACCCAUUCCUGGAGCAGCGACACAACGACGGUGGCGGGAACAAGAUCGAAAUGUUCCAGCGCGACGGCAUGGUGAAGGCCGAGGAUGGGCUGUCCGAUGAUGUGUCCGAUGAUGAGAAGACCGUCACCCCGGCGGCUCUAGGCACACUGACCGACCACUCUGGAGCAAACGUGGAUGAAUCACAAGUUACAAAUCAGAAGGAUGACGCACCCUCCACACCCAAUUUCUCUUGCGCGGUGCAGCUUCCCGUCACACCUUCUCUAGGGGCCAUGGAGGAAGACGGACUGCCUUCCGCGUUCUGCACGCCAGACUUUCACCACAAGAUGCCGACUCUGGACGUCAGGCAAGCGGCAGACCAGGUGGAGUUCUACGAUUUCAGCGCCUGCUGGGACUGGGGUCCGAGGCUUUGCUAUCGUAGACUUCCGGAGCGUCGGGCAGCUACUAAAGCAUUCACCAAGCCGUCUCCGAGAAGAGGGCCGGCGCCACCGCUCGGAAUUACCCACUGGAACUCGGGUUUCGAUAUGAUCCCCAAGACUAGCCGUCAAACCAAGGCUCAACAGUACUCGCCAUCGCAGCAGUUGUCCAAGAACCUGGUAAGCGCGAUUCAGAGCGCAGGGGCUCAUGCGGCACAGAUAGAGCCGCCCAACAACGAUGAGGAUACUGAGGCAGAGACCGAGGUCGACGACGAAAACAGACCGGCUCAACCGGCUGCCGACGCUGACGCUGACGGCGGGAACGAAUCUGAAGCAGAGACCGAGAUCGAGUUUGAAGGCGGAGAACCUGAAGCACCAUUCUCCAGCCCUGGAGAAGUCCAGGCAACUUCGCGGACCGACAUUGAUUGUGAGAACGAGCGGCGUGAAGCGCCGGACGACUUGAAACCCAUAGAUCUUAUCCCGCUAGCUCAAACGCCCCCGCCCGUUCAAGAUAGGAAACGAAGACCCUUGGGCACGACACAGCCCAACAACAACAAGAAACGCAAAUACAAUGUUUACAAGCCUGUGGACAUGGGGAGGGGACGAAUGGGGGCUCUUUACCGCUAG
This is a messenger RNA of Fonsecaea nubica, 2796 nucleotides long. RefSeq lists its product as hypothetical. NCBI's taxonomy places the organism in Eukaryota, Fungi, Ascomycota, Eurotiomycetes, Chaetothyriales, Herpotrichiellaceae. Gene Ontology annotation, biological process: autophagosome organization; autophagy; peptidyl-serine phosphorylation. The record is from RefSeq and is a predicted model, not a curated record. The coding region runs from base 1 to 2796 and encodes 931 amino acids. Gene Ontology annotation, cellular component: cytoplasm; autophagosome. The transcript is spliced from 2 exons. Gene Ontology annotation, molecular function: protein serine/threonine kinase activity; ATP binding.